GGGCCCCGCUCUCGCGCCGCAGUCGCUCGAGGCGCCGAGGAUGCCGCUGGAGCUGGGGCUGUGGGACGGGCCGCUGAGCCUGGGCGAGGUGGAGCAGCCGCCGGCGCUGCCCCUGCGGGUGCGCUACGGGGCGCUGGAGCUGGACGAGCUGGGCCAGGUGCUCACCCCCACGCAGGUUCAGAACCGCCCAACCAGCAUUGAGUGGGAUGGCUGCGAUCCACAGAAACUCUACACCUUGGUUCUUACUGAUCCAGAUGCUCCGAGCAGGAAGGAUCCAAAGUUCAGGGAAUGGCAUCACUUCUUGGUUGUCAACAUGAAAGGAAAUGACAUCAGCAGUGGGUGUGUCCUUUCUGAUUACGUUGGUUCUGGGCCACCCAAAGGGACAGGACUUCACCGGUAUGUGUGGCUGGUCUACGAACAGCCGCAGCCACUGAACUGCAACGAACCCGUCCUCACGAACCGAUCUGGUGACAAACGUGGGAAGUUCCAAGUGGCCUCUUUCCGCAAAAAGUACAAGCUGGGAAACCCGGUGGCUGGCACCUGCUAUCAGGCGGAGUGGGAUAGCUAUGUGCCAAAACUCUACGAGCAGCUGUCUGGGAAGUAGGGGGGAGGGGCAGCCCUUAAGCCUCUUAUCUUUGUUCCUGCAUCCCUAAAUCCCAUCACCUAGAACAAAACUAGCUUUGAGUGAGAUGUAUCAGUCUUCUGGGAGACAAAGUUUGGACAAAAGUAAGUGUUGGAGUAGAGCAAUUUCUACCACUGUCCCUGCUGUUCAUGAGGCUCUGUGGUGCCUCUGCAAACAAUUACUAGGUGGAACCAGAGCCCCUUACCCAAUGCACAGCCAUGACCUGAACCUGCUUCAGUAUUAAUGUAGCUUUUGCAUGGGUGGGGGGUCCUGCCCAAUCACCAAGGCAGACUUCAGUUGCUAGUAGCAAGUGGGCCCUACCCAGACAGGGGUAAAGGGAAAAUGUACCAUUUAUUGUGCCCAUUUCUGCAGAAACCAUUGCUGCCUAAAGAGCACUAGUCCACUACAGAAAUCUGCUAAGGUGAAAUGCUUAGAGCUGCUUACGCCUCCCGGGCCGUCUUGGAAAGCCUGGGGGUGGGAGAAUAUGGCGUCUGUUUCUCUUUCCUCUUGGUAAGAGUGAGCUGAGGUUCUUGCAUGUGUUCCCACCUGCCCUUGCACUCUUAUGUCAAACUUCACAAUUAGUCUGGAAGCAGAAAGAUUUGACAUAUGGUAGCAAACAAAUUCUUAAAACACAGAGCCUGCCUUUAUGCAGACAUACGAAGUAGGGGGGAAAGACAGAAUUCACUAGUCACUAAACACUGGUCCUAGCAGAUUAACUAUCCAAAAAGACUUCAGAUGUUCCCUGGAGGGGUCAGUAGGUCGGAGCUGCUCUGUUCCACACCAGUAUGUCAGGCCACAGCUGUGCCCUUUAAUUUGAUUUAACUUUAUACUGGAAUGGAGGGGGCAAAACUUGACCCUGGAAGCUUUUGUUGAACCAGAAAAUUAAUUUAGCUUAUAUUGAAACCCUUGUUUGUGCAAGUCAGUGUUGUGCGCUGUUUGCUUUUAGUUCAAUUAAAAGGACAGAAUCACA
This is a messenger RNA of Terrapene triunguis (Three-toed box turtle), 1592 nucleotides long. It is a transcript of the gene PEBP1, whose product is annotated as phosphatidylethanolamine binding protein 1. Bases 41 to 604 code for a protein of 187 amino acids. The transcript has 4 exons. Lineage: Eukaryota; Metazoa; Chordata; Testudines; Emydidae. Gene Ontology annotation, biological process: negative regulation of MAPK cascade. The record is from RefSeq and is a predicted model, not a curated record.